AACGGCAGAACUGUGAGACUGUAUGGGAGGGUCACUAGAGCCACUGGUUUGUCCUGCAGAGUGAAUGAAGUUGGAUUAUUAUUAUUAUUUUUGUGUUGAAUGCAGAAAAACAGAAGGAAACCCUUGGGAGAACAAAAGAAACAUGGUCCCCGGAAUUAUUUGGAUAUUUUACCUGUGAUGUUUUGGAAAAACUUUCAUCGGACGAUGUUUUCUCUGCUUUUGGGAGGUUUUCUAUGUAUGAAGUAUAUGUUUUUAUGUUCCCAUAGGCCCUCUCGCCUCAUUUUACUGCCUCCAAUAUUUAUACCGUAGCUGGUAAUUAACAUAAUCUUGCAUUCGUGUUAAUUUCGAGGAAUGAAGGACAACACGAAGUCCGGAUUGCCACCCAAACGCAGAUUUUUUGGCAGUUUAUGAAUGCAGCUGUAAUCACGCAGGGGAGCCUCAAGUACUUAAAUGGGUCCAUCAUGAGAAAGAGACAAUCAAGCUCCUUUAUGUCUCAAGAUCAGCUGCAGUUUCGGCACAUUGUCUGUUAUGAAUAGACCGAUCUCCAAUUGAGCCUCUUCACUUUGAGAUUUUUCGAUUUUCGAUUAUACGGCUAUUGAAAUUAGGAUGUGCCGCUUUUUUCUCUCUCUUAGCUUGGUGGCUUGGUUGCCUUUUUUUUGAUUGACAGAUGAAAUUGACACUCGGGUUGCCUCUUAUCAAGCGAAGCAUUUCAAUCUACCGCUAAUUGCAGAUAUAGUGCCAUCCUUUCUUUUCACUGCGUUUGAUUGCAUGGGAAUACAGCCUCCUAUCGUGCACAAGAGGAAUGAUCGAUCAUAUAUAGUUUUUCCCCUCCUAAUUGCAUCAAAAUUUCUUUUGUUGCCAGGGUUUAAAUGCAGGAGAAACUGUUAUUCCUUGUUUUGGACCGGAUAUAGUGUGGGUUGGGGCAGAGAUGCGUAAUGCGCAGAGCAAGCUCCAUCUCUUCUCCAAAUAGGCAGCCUUCAAGAUCCGAAAAUGUCUAAAUCGGAGGUGAAGAAGGAGUCUGGGGAGUCCAGCCCGUCGGAGGCCGCCUGCCUCUGCCCUCCUCCGGCGGCAAAGAACCAGUGCGCGAGCUGCGGCAUGGAGAUCCAAGACCGCUACCUACUGAAGGUCAACAACCUGAACUGGCACCUGGGCUGUCUGGAGUGUUCAGUGUGCAGAGCGUCUCUGCGCCAACACAGCAGCUGCUACGUUAAAAACAAAGAAAUCUACUGCAAGCUCGAUUAUUUCAGUAGGUUCGGCACUAAGUGCGCCCAGUGUGGCCGACAGGUGUACGCCAGUGACUGGGUGCGAAGGGCUCGGGGCAGCGUGUACCACCUGGCCUGUUUCGCCUGUUUCUCCUGCAAGAGGCAGCUGUCGACCGGGGAGGAGUUCGGCCUGGUGGAGGGCAGGGUGCUCUGCCGCAGCCACUACGACAUCAUGCUGGACAAUCUACGCAGAGCUGCAGAGAACGGCACAGGACUGACUCUGGAAGGAGCGCUACCUUCUGAUCAGGACUGCCAACCAAAACCAGCCAAGAGGGCACGGACAUCAUUCACUGCAGAGCAGCUGCAGGUGAUGCAGACUCAGUUUGCCCAGGACAACAACCCCGAUGCUCAGACGCUGCAGAAACUGGCAGAAAUGACGGGACUGAGCAGGCGAGUCAUACAGGUUUGGUUUCAGAACUGCCGGGCGCGACACAAAAAGCAGCCGCCUCAGAGCAGCUUCUCUCAAAGCGCUCCGCUGUCCAGGAUGCCCCCGUCGCUGCCAGAAGAUAUCCACUAUUCACCGUUCAGCAGCCCAGACCGACCACACCUGCUGGCCCUGCAUGGCUACCUGGACACUCAUCCCUUCUCUGUCCUCGCUGCUCCGGGCCACUUGACCCACCCGUCCAUCUCUUUACCACAGCUUCCCAUCAGCCGCUGACUUGCUGUGUCUACUUUUCCACCGUCGACACUCUGAUGAUGUUGUGGAGGGAAAAAAAUCCUUUGGGACGCCCUGUCAGCAAUUUGCUCCGUUUGGAAGUCAAGUCCUCGGGUGACGGCAGGACCGCGUUUUUUAAUCAGUCGGGUUUUUCAUUGUGAGACUGCUGAGUAAACUGUGGUGAAGCCUUCAGGCUAACACAGGAGUAACUUUUUAAUUUUGUCUUGUUUUUUUUUUUUAUAUAAUGCAGAAGACCACUUUUAUUUUAUUUUCCUUUUUUUUCCACGGGACAUGAAACAUUGCAUCAAGUUGGAAAUGGUUUUCACUUUCAAACAAGAUAUUUUAAUUGCUCCAACAUGAGCUUAAAGAAAAGAAGAAAAGAGGAGUGGUUGUAGCAGUGUUACAGUAAAACCUCAGCAUUUUUCUUUUUUACAUUUUGUACUGGUGAUGAGCACAUUUGCAGCUUUAUUGUUGUUUGUUGUUGUAUUGUUGUCAGAAAAUGGAAACUCUUAUUUAUUCAGAGCAAAACUUCACUUUUAAAAACGCACUUUUGAAUGUGUCUUGAAAUGGAAAAAUUCAGUUACUGUACAUUGUAAAUACGGUCAUGGUUUAAUAAAAUGUAUCAGAUCCCUUA
Haplochromis burtoni (Burton's mouthbrooder) is the source of this 2551-nucleotide messenger RNA. It is a transcript of the gene lhx6b, whose product is annotated as LIM homeobox 6b. The record is from RefSeq and is a predicted model, not a curated record. Gene Ontology annotation, biological process: regulation of transcription by RNA polymerase II; neuron differentiation; forebrain neuron development. NCBI's taxonomy places the organism in Eukaryota, Metazoa, Chordata, Actinopteri, Cichliformes, Cichlidae. Gene Ontology annotation, molecular function: RNA polymerase II transcription regulatory region sequence-specific DNA binding; DNA-binding transcription factor activity, RNA polymerase II-specific. Gene Ontology annotation, cellular component: nucleus. The coding region runs from base 991 to 1920 and encodes 309 amino acids. The transcript has 8 exons.